Molecule: messenger RNA, 1317 nt
Organism: Metarhizium acridum CQMa 102
Lineage: Eukaryota; Fungi; Ascomycota; Sordariomycetes; Hypocreales; Clavicipitaceae
Source: RefSeq, a predicted model, not a curated record
AUGGAUGUUGUUAUCAAAAUCCUAGUUGGCAUCGUAUUUGUAUACACCUGGGACUAUAUGGCACCAUAUCUAACCCGGAGCGAUUCCACGGCCAGAAGAUUCCUGGAGAGAGCAGUCGUCAGGUUGUUCUCGUGGACAGAGAUGUAUUUGACAAAAGUCAUGACGACGUUCCGACAGCAAUUUUACCAGGAUCUCCAUGACUUGAGCCACGCAGUCGGAAUUCCUGUACCAAAGUCUGAGUCGCGCCCGGACGUAUCCUCGGCAGGCUCCAAGUCGCAACCGCUCAAUGUCCCCAUCCGACAGACAUCCUCUUACCAACCCAGCCACCGUGGAGUCGAUGAAUCUAUAGCUCUGUCCAGGCUGGAAGAAUGUACAAAUGGCUCCCAAUACCGCCGUCCUGUAGCCGCAUGUUACGAGUCCCAAGCAGCAACACCCGUGGCUUACACCCAGAACAACAAUAGCCGGUUCUUGCCAAAGUGCGAACGCUCCAAGACGUGCCCGCGAGAACGACAAAGACUCGAGAAACCUCAGCAAAUGGAGGCCCCUGAAUAUAAUGGAGAUGACCAGUUCCGGCUUCAGAAACACCACCAAAGCACAACUGAGCUCCAGAACCUAGCAAAUUCCAGCAAGCAGCUCGAAACAGCUGCUAAUGAAACGAACAUCCUAUUUCGUCAAGCCUGGGAAAACCUCGACCAGCUACUUCCACCUCGGCAGAGAGGAGGCCAGUCAAGACAAAAGUUCCUUCAGAAGAUGCUCAGGUCUGAAACAGAUUUUAGGCAGGAAGGAAUGAGGUUGGAAAGCGUCUUGCACAGAAUGAAAGGGAAACAGUUUCAUAACAAGGAAUCCCUGGCCCUUGAGCAGGAGAAGUUUGCAAAUGAUUUGAACUACUAUGAAAAUACUUUGAACAGGUUUCGUAAGUGGCUGAGGGACAUCUAUUCGGAGAACAAAUCACACCAUGAGAAUUUGCGGAAGAAACCACGCCAGGAAGAUUUGCAGAAGAAGCGGCUCCAGGAGGUUGUAGAGAAGAAACUCGAGCAGGGUUUGCAGAAUAAACCACGCCAGGAGAACUUGCGGAAGAAACCACUCCAGGAGAAUUUACACAAUAAACCACGCCAGAAGCCUCUACAUGAUAAACCAUGCCGGGAGGGUUCGCAGAAGAAACCACUCCAGGAGCUUGUAGAGAAGAAAAUCCAGGAGUUUUCGCAGAAUCAACGUCGCCGGGUGGAUUUGCGAAAGAAGUUACUCCAUGAGAAUUUGCGGAAGGAGCUACCACGCCUGGAGUAUUUCCAGAGUAAACCACACCAGGAGCUUUGGUAG